UUGCUUCUUGAAUCCGAUAAAGCAAAGCACACAGACAGAAAAUCUUUACGCAGUUUCUGAGCUCUGUUUGAAGAAAAAGAAAAUAAAUGGAAUAUACGGAGAUCCAGACCAACGCAGACUCACUUGACAAUUCGGUGAUCUUCCAUGUCAUAAAAGACGUUAUAGGCUUCGUCCUCUUCAUGCACCAGCAGAUCCCUUCCGUUUUGCAGGAUAUUGGCCUCGAAUUCGAUACCCUGAAAGAGGAGUACCAUGAAUUGGGGAUGGCUCUUGCACAAGCUGAAGCAAAUGCAUAUGUUCGAAGAAAACAUAUGGGCAGAAUGAGAGAGGUCAAAGGUGGAAUUAGGAGGUUGGAGAAGUUAAUGAAUUCAGUUAGUGCCCUUGAAAGUGCAUUGCAACUGAUGAUUAGUGAGAUUCCUAGACUUGAGAGUUUCAUUUUGGUUCUAGGAGCUAGUCCAAUACGACCCCAGCAUGUGUAUGAGUUGUGCUUUUCACGAGGAAAAACUGUCCUAAGAGAUGCAAGUGAUUUCACUAAAAGCAGAGCAGCAGAAGGGCUUUCAAGAAAGGCUAUUCGAGCAUUGAUAGCUAAAGGUGCUGGGUCUGAUUCUCACCCAGGUCCUACUAAGCUGUUUCUAUUGGUAAAAGCCCCGUCUUCUUUUAAUCUGCCCCUGCAUUUUCUUCCAAAACGUAACUUCAGAUAUAGCAAAAAGAUAAUGCCUGUCAUACUGCAAGUCAAGUGCAAAAGUCAAAAUCUGGAAAUGGAUGUUCCGGAUUGUGCUUGUCAAUCAAUCAGUUCCGUCAACUCGAGGGAUUCUACUUCAAAUGAGUUUAUGUGGUAUGUGAAGCUUACUGUUCCAAAUGGUAGUAUCUCAGGUGCGCCUACCCUAUAUAUACACUUGCUUGCAACUUUGUUAAGGUAAACACAAAUUAUGCAAAUGUUAUACUAGGUUUUGAUGAUUUAUUGAUCAGAAACAAUACUCUAUGACGGGAAGUAUAAUCAGGGAUUCAUUUAGCAAAAUUUAGCUAUGCGAGAAACCAUAUGAAAAGUCCUAAAAAUAUUUUUAGAAGUUAUUCUAUUUUCUGAAGGUUUAGUUGAAAUAUAAAUGUUGGUGUUACUGGCAGUUGUUAAAUCUCCCUCUACCAUUACGGAAUUCAUUAAUCACAAAGUCUUAAAAGAGGAUGGGAUGGUUUGAAUCAAUUUCUAUUUCCUAGCCUCAUGAAAUUGUGCUACUCCAAAAUUCCUAUCUCAAUAAGCGAUCUAUCUGAAUCUGAGGUUCUCUUCCAGGUUUCAGUGCCGCCAUGUUGUGAAGGGCCUUGCAUUUGCAGCUCCAACAGAAGAAUGAAGAAGUUUUUUCAUAAGUAUAUAGAGCCGCUUUUCUUUCUCGUCUGCACACACUAUACUGCAUUUUUCAUAAAAGACUGCUCGAUUUUUCAAUUAAUUGCUUUCACUACUCUAGAUUCCAGCAUGGUUGCCCAUUAGUAAGUGUUCAGUAGCUCCUUUCAUGCAGCUUUUUAAAUUGCAGUUGAAAUUCUUCAUGGUUUGAUAUAUAUGGGUGCAUAUUACAAAGUGAGGCUCACAUCUUGAACAUGUUAUCAGAUCCUGGAAAGAAUUUGAAUUAACCUCAUAACUCAAAGUGGUAUCUCUACGAGUAUCUUUUGCAGAAGAUAAUAGUAUUAUUAUGUAAUUGAACAUGUGGACCACACGAACAAAUUCAACGAUGAAGAAAUAAUUGUGCUGUCAUUAUUUAAAUUACACUGCACAACUAAUUGGUGUAUAAUAAGCACAACUUGAAAUGAGCUUUUA
Hevea brasiliensis (rubber tree) is the source of this 1801-nucleotide messenger RNA. RefSeq lists its product as uncharacterized. Gene Ontology annotation, biological process: regulation of exit from mitosis. The transcript is spliced from 6 exons. NCBI's taxonomy places the organism in Eukaryota, Viridiplantae, Streptophyta, Magnoliopsida, Malpighiales, Euphorbiaceae. Gene Ontology annotation, cellular component: nucleus. Bases 87 to 917 code for a protein of 276 amino acids. The record is from RefSeq and is a predicted model, not a curated record.